Molecule: messenger RNA, 1343 nt
Organism: Cynocephalus volans (Philippine flying lemur)
Lineage: Eukaryota; Metazoa; Chordata; Mammalia; Dermoptera; Cynocephalidae
Gene: FAM3A
Product: FAM3 metabolism regulating signaling molecule A
Exons: 10
Coding region: 80-772 (230 amino acids)
Source: RefSeq, a predicted model, not a curated record
CCCGAGUCUCCCCACGGCCAGAGCGCACGGUCCCCAAAGUGCACCUGCCGGCAGUCCCAGCCCAGCGGGAGAAGUGGACAUGAGGUUAGCAGGUCCCCUCCGCAUUGUGGCCUUAGUCAUCACGGUGGGCCUCACCUGGGUCGUAGUCAGCAUCCUCCUCGGCGGGCCUGGCAGUGGCUUUCCUCGCAUCCAGCAGCUCUUCACCAGCCCAGAGAGCUCAGUGACUGCAGAGCCACGGGCCAGGAAAUACAAGUGUGGCCUGCCCCAGCCAUGUCCUGAGGAGCACCUGGCCUUCCGCAUGGUCAGUGGAGCUGCCAACGUCAUCGGGCCCAAGAUCUGCCUCGAGGACAAGAUGCUCAUGAGCAGCAUCAAGGACAACGUGGGCCGUGGGCUGAACAUCGCCCUGGUGAAUGGGGUCAGCGGUGAGCUCAUCGAGGCCCGGGCCUUUGACAUGUGGGCGGGAGAUGUCAACGAUCUGUUGAAGUUUAUUCGGCCACUGCAUGAAGGCACCCUGGUGUUUGUGGCAUCCUAUGACGACCCAGCCACCAAAAUGAAUGAAGAGACCAGGAAGCUCUUCAGUGAGCUGGGCAGCAGGAACGUCAAGGAGCUGGCCUUCCGGGACAGCUGGGUGUUCGUGGGGGCCAAGGGCGUGCAGAACAAGAGCCCUUUUGAGCAGCACGUGAAGAACAGCAAGCACACCAACAAGUACGAAGGCUGGCCCGCCGCGCUGGAGAUGGAGGGCUGCAUCCCGCGGCGCAGCGCAGCACGCUAGCGGCCCCGGAGGGCAGCGCCUGGGCAGCAGCACUCUCUUGCUCCGACACAUCGGGGCUCCGAGACAGUGACCAGAGUGUGGCCUCAAGGUAGCGGGGGCGGCAGGGGCCGGCCCCGUCCCGCUUCGUCAUGGGAGCCCAGGUAGCCAGGUCCUUGUUUUCGGAAAGCUGCUCCGCAGGUCAGCCCCAGCCAGCCCUUUCCUUCUCCAGCCCUCUGCCUUCUUCCCCACUCCCGAGUGCCCCUGGCUGGAACGCCCUGGGUGCUCUCCCUGGCACCCUUCGAGUCUGACAGCAGCCACCCAGCAGAUGGGGCAUCUUCCAGAGCCUGUCGCUGCCCUGCGGCUAAGCCCGUUUCCAACACGACUCCUUCUGGGGAGGCAGACCUGGCAGCCACGUCCAUGAGCCUGACUUCCUGCUCUCAGGAGGACAGGCUCCUUGGAGCAGGCUGGCCUGGGGUGGCAAGGUAGCCGGGGUCUGAUCACAGUCCCUAACACAGCAUGUGGCGGCUCCUGAGGUUUGUCAGAGGGCCGCCUUCUAGAAGAGCUUUGAAUAAAUCAAUGGUCCCCAAUGGAA